UGCGAUAGAAUAUAAUGUCUCUUUUUGCUCUUCACAGCCAGUUACUACUGUAACAGUGAUGAGUUCCAGUGUGCCGGACCCCAUUUGUGCAUGUCCAGUAGUGUACGGUGCGACACCCAUGACAACUGUGGGGACAACAGUGACGAGUACUUGUGUCCAUCAUACGCGCCUCCUCCAGAGGUGUCAUCAUCAUCUUCCUUCGCAAGCACUGGGGUCAUCAUAGGCGCCGUUGUGGGGGCGUUAGCGGUGCUGUUCCUCGUGGCAGCGCUAGUGGGCGUCAUCUGUCACUGCAGCAAACGACAGGCAAGAGCUCCAGCAGCAGCCAGAUCCCCUGGCCCUACCGGUACCCCACUCUACCCUACCGGCCAGCAGGCUCCCUACCCUACCGGUGCCCCUCCAUACCCUAACACUGCCUCUCCUUACCCUGCUGCCGGCGCCCCUCCCUACCCAACCGCUGCCCCCGGACAAAACUACACAUACCCUACAGUCUUCAUCAACCCGGGUAACGCAAACACUGCUGGACCUGCGUUUGUGAUCCAAGGAGUUGCUAUCUCAGGAUACGAACCCCCUCCCGCUUACUCAUACCCCCCUCCCGGGUUCUCGUCUCCCCCAGCAGCAAACGGUCAGAACAACCAGCAAGAGGCCGUGCAGAUGGCAGCAAUGGAUACUUCUAAAUAAGUCCUCUUUUCUGUUGAUAUUGUAGAGGUCCACAGAGCUUAUUACUAACAUGGCGAUAGUUUGCCAGUGAUAAAUUGAUUUAAACAGUAAUGUUUAUAUUAAUGUUUAUAGGACAACUAUUGCAUGAUUCAGAUUUACUUUCCAUGACACUGUAAAUAUGUACCUACGCUAACAAAUCUGAUACAAAACCAUUUGUGAUACACAAAUGUAUGUAGUAAAGCCGAAGGACGAAAUCAUCGGUAUCAAGACCAGGUAUCAGUUUUAAUCAGACUUCCGCUCUGUAAACCGGAAUACUUUAUGACAUGCGUAUGAACGCUACAUUUGUCAUCAUUUAUUGUUUCAAAUGAAACUAAUAUUGAUACAGACUUGCUUUGCUCAAAUGUGUAAAUCCAAUUAAAACGUGGCUAUGUCAACACUCAUUCCUAAUAACAUCACCACUGUGACAUCAACUCAGCCUUCAUGCUCUGACUGUAAUGAUAUGAAGUUGUGUUCUCAAUUAAAGAAUUACUACCACUA
Molecule: messenger RNA, 1194 nt
Organism: Branchiostoma floridae (Florida lancelet)
Lineage: Eukaryota; Metazoa; Chordata; Leptocardii; Amphioxiformes; Branchiostomatidae
Product: LIM domain-binding protein 3-like
Exons: 3
Coding region: 91-678 (195 amino acids)
Molecular function (GO): protein binding
Source: RefSeq, a predicted model, not a curated record